Haliaeetus leucocephalus (bald eagle) is the source of this 1330-nucleotide messenger RNA. It is a transcript of the gene KCNAB2, whose product is annotated as potassium voltage-gated channel, shaker-related subfamily, beta member 2. Gene Ontology annotation, molecular function: voltage-gated potassium channel activity; transmembrane transporter binding; potassium channel regulator activity. NCBI's taxonomy places the organism in Eukaryota, Metazoa, Chordata, Aves, Accipitriformes, Accipitridae. The record is from RefSeq and is a predicted model, not a curated record. The transcript has 14 exons. Gene Ontology annotation, cellular component: voltage-gated potassium channel complex; cytoplasm; juxtaparanode region of axon. Bases 1 to 1197 code for a protein of 398 amino acids. Gene Ontology annotation, biological process: regulation of action potential; regulation of potassium ion transmembrane transport; potassium ion transport.
AUGCAGGUCUCCUUUGUGUGCUCCGAGCACAGCAUCAAGAGCCGGAGCGCGGAGGACCGGUUGAACCGACAGAAUGCCGGCAGCCCCAGCCUCGGCACCCGUGGCAAGUUCCGGGCGGUGGCCAUGGUGGCCCGCAGCCUGGGGCAGCUCUCGGUGCAGAACGCUCCCUCCUCCAGCGAGUCCAGCAUCAAGCAGCCGGGGAUGAAAUACCGGAACCUCGGGAAGUCGGGGCUGCGUGUGUCCUGCCUGGGCCUGGGGACGUGGGUGACUUUUGGAGGGCAAAUCACAGAUGAGAUGGCAGAGCAGCUGAUGACUUUAGCCUACGACAACGGCAUUAAUCUCUUUGACACGGCAGAAGUCUACGCUGCCGGCAAGGCCGAGGUGGUGCUGGGGAACAUCAUCAAGAAGAAAGGGUGGAGACGGUCCAGCCUGGUCAUCACCACCAAAAUCUUCUGGGGAGGAAAGGCUGAGACGGAGAGGGGCCUGUCCCGAAAGCACAUCAUAGAAGGUCUGAAGGCGUCACUGGAACGGCUGCAGCUGGAGUACGUGGAUGUGGUGUUCGCCAACCGGCCCGAUCCCAACACACCAAUGGAAGAGACGGUGCGAGCCAUGACCCAUGUCAUCAACCAGGGGAUGGCCAUGUACUGGGGGACCUCGCGCUGGAGCUCCAUGGAGAUCAUGGAGGCGUACUCGGUGGCCCGGCAGUUCAACCUGAUCCCGCCGAUCUGCGAGCAGGCUGAGUACCACAUGUUCCAGCGGGAGAAGGUGGAGGUGCAGCUCCCUGAGCUCUUCCACAAGAUAGGUGUCGGAGCCAUGACCUGGUCCCCGCUGGCCUGCGGCAUCAUCUCGGGGAAGUACGAUGGGGGGAUCCCCCCCUACUCCCGCGCCUCGCUGAAGGGAUACCAGUGGCUGAAGGACAAGAUCCUGAGCGAGGAAGGUCGGCGGCAGCAGGCGAAGCUGAAGGAGCUGCAGGCCAUCGCCGAGCGCCUGGGCUGCACCCUGCCCCAGCUCGCCAUCGCCUGGUGCCUGCGCAACGAGGGCGUCAGCUCCGUCUUGCUGGGUGCCUCCAACGCCGACCAGCUGAUGGAGAACAUCGGAGCAAUACAGGUCCUUCCGAAGCUGUCGUCUUCCAUCGUCCACGAGAUCGAUAGCAUCCUGGGCAACAAACCCUACAGCAAGAAAGACUACAGAUCCUAAGCGCGCCACCUGCCGCGCAGCCCUCGCCGCCCGUUCGCUUGCUUACGCUUUGUUGGAGCAAAGUGGAGAGUGUGGUUUGCACCGCAAGCCCGACGCGCCGAGAGCCAGCGCUCCCGCCCGCGCUGCCCCGGAC